This is a messenger RNA of Pipistrellus nathusii (Nathusius's pipistrelle), 1122 nucleotides long. The record is from the annotation of a GenBank genome assembly. NCBI's taxonomy places the organism in Eukaryota, Metazoa, Chordata, Mammalia, Chiroptera, Vespertilionidae.
AUGGCCGGCUGGAGCUGCCUCGUGACGGGCGCAGGAGGAUUCCUGGGCCAGAGGAUCAUCCGCUUGCUGGUGGAGGAGAGAGAGCUGCAGGAGAUCCGGGCACUGGACAAAGCCUUCAGACCAGAAUUGCAGGAGGAAUUCUCUAAGCUCCAGAGCCAGAGCAAGCUGACCUUGCUGGAAGGAGACAUCCUGGAUGAGCAGUUCAUGAAGAGAGCCUGCCAGGGCACCUCGGCUGUCAUUCACGCCGCCUCCGUCAUUGACGUCUUCAAUGCCAUUCCCAGAGAGACCAUCAUGGAUGUCAACGUGAAAGGCACCCAGAUCCUGCUGGAGGCCUGCGCCCAGGCCAGCGUGCCCAUCUUCAUCUACACCAGCACCAUCGAGGUGGCGGGGCCCAACUCCUACCGGGAGGUCAUCCGGGACGCCAGCGAGGACCAGCCCCUGGAGAGCACGUGGUCGGCCCCGUACCCGCACAGCAAGAAGCUGGCCGAGGAGGCCGUGCUGGCCGCCAACGGCUGGGCCCUCAGGAACGGCGGCAUCCUGUCCACGUGCGCCCUGCGGCCCAUGUACAUCUACGGGGAAGGGAGCCCGUUCCUGCGCGGCUUCGUGGACCAGGCCCUGCGGAACCACGGCACCCUGCCCCACAACAGCAAGCUCUCCGUGGUCAACCCCGUGUACGUGGGCAACGCGGCCUGGGCCCACGUCCUGGCCCUGCGGGCCCUGCGGGACCCCGAGCGGGCCGCCAGCGUCGGGGGACAGUUCUACUACAUCGCCGACGACACGCCGCCCCAGAGCUACGACCAGCUCAACUACGCGCUGGGCAGGGAGUGGGGGUUCCACCUGGACGCCCGCAGGGGCCUGCCCGUGCUGCUGCAGUACUGGCUGGGCUUCCUGCUGGAGAUGGUGAGCCUGCUGCUCAGGCCCGUGUGCAGGUACCGGCCCCCCUUCAACCGCCACACGGUGACCCUGCUCAACAGCGUCUUCACCUUCUCCUACAAGAAGGCGCAGCGGGACCUGGGCUACAAGCCGCUCUUCAGCUGGGAGCAGGCCCAGCAGAACACCGCGGCGUGGAUCGGCGCCCUGGUGAAGCGGCACCGGGAAGCCGGGAGAGCCAAGGCCCGCUGA